UUUAAGGGGGAUUUAUUUGAGAAACAUAAAAACACAACAGAACACUUCAUAGGCCACUUUACAUGAUAAAAUAGGCAAAAACAACAUACAUAUUUUACAAGCAUAAACACUCGGGUACAACUAAUGACAGUCAUAGUGGUAUACGUUAUGAACAGACAAGGUGUAUUCAUAAAAAAUAGCUUAGAUAACUGCAGUCAUCUGAAAUACCAUGACAAACAACCUAAGUCUUAAGAUCAAUCAAAAACCAUGAUGGGCUUUUUGCUGUAGGCCCAAGUGGUUGCUGCCGAAACGGGCAAGUUCAUGAAGCCUGAGAAGGUGGUGCUUGUCCUGGCUGGACGCUACUCUGGAUGCAAAGCCGUCAUCGUGAAGAACACUGAUGAUGGCACCUCAGAUGGCCCCUACAGCUGUGCUCUGGUGGCUGGAAUUGACCGCUACCCCCGCAAAGUGACAGCUGCCAUGGGCAAGAAGAAGAUUGCCAAGAGGUCAAAGAUCAAGUCUUUUGUGAAAGUUUAUAACUACAAUCACCUAAUGCCCACAAGGUAUUCUAUGGAUAUCCCCUUGGACAAAACUGUCGUCAAUAAGGAUGUCUUCAGAGAUCCUGCUCAUAAAUGCAGGGCCCGAUGAGAGGCCAAGGUCAAGUUUGAAGAGAGAUACAAGACAGGCAAGAAAAAGUGGUCCUUCCAGAAGCUGUGGUUUUAGAUGCUUUGUUUUGGUUAUUAAAAAUUAAAAAGAAAAAAAAA
Messenger RNA from Chlorocebus sabaeus (green monkey), 740 nucleotides. RefSeq names its product large ribosomal subunit protein eL27-like. Gene Ontology annotation, molecular function: structural constituent of ribosome. Gene Ontology annotation, biological process: translation. Gene Ontology annotation, cellular component: ribosome. NCBI's taxonomy places the organism in Eukaryota, Metazoa, Chordata, Mammalia, Primates, Cercopithecidae. The record is from RefSeq and is a predicted model, not a curated record.